This is a messenger RNA of Aspergillus caelatus, 2105 nucleotides long. RefSeq names its product fatty acid alpha-hydroxylase. The transcript has 3 exons. The record is from RefSeq and is a predicted model, not a curated record. Bases 683 to 1801 code for a protein of 372 amino acids. NCBI's taxonomy places the organism in Eukaryota, Fungi, Ascomycota, Eurotiomycetes, Eurotiales, Aspergillaceae. Gene Ontology annotation, biological process: fatty acid metabolic process; lipid biosynthetic process. Gene Ontology annotation, cellular component: membrane; endoplasmic reticulum. Gene Ontology annotation, molecular function: fatty acid 2-hydroxylase activity; iron ion binding; heme binding.
GAGACAAUAUGUACACUGCACGUACCCACUCGUUCAUCUGGCAUACAACGGCGCCUUUUCUCUCUCUCUCUCUCUCUCUCUCUCUCUCUCUCAUCUCUACUCCGUAGGUAUCCAUUAGACAUGAUUGUCUCUUUUGGGUUGCUGACUAACCAUCUGGCCAGGGGUCACCUUCUCUGAAAGGUUAGCGCCAAACUUGGUCCAUCCUCGGCAUAAGCGUGAUCAAGAAAGAAGAGGAGCGUAAGAUGACUUGUGUGGAAUCUUCGCAUCGCCUCCGCUUUCUACUGAUGUUCAUACCUGUUGAUAAAUCUAUGAACACUAAUAGGUACCCUUUCAACACCAGUCAUUUUCGUGGGUGAUUGGCUACAUCGCAGAGGUUGCAAAUUAUUUUUUGACUGGGUUGCGUGCAGGAGUAUUUUAUUCCUUAAAUAUUUUUUUUUUGCCUUUUUUUACCUUCUUUCCUUCGGUGCCCCUUCCCUUGUACCCGUCGGAGCCACCGGACCCGCGACCCUGGAUAUUAUUUUGAAGCUCACGCCACUCCUUUCCGAUUAUCCAUUCCGUUUUUUAGGUGUGGUGUGAUCUGUCCAACUACAUCUCUCGAAUUUCCACGCUUGUAUCUCAUCUCUUUUACUUCCCCCCUACAACGAUUGGCAUCCAUAAUUUGGGCGUUUCUCGUUCAAUAGCCAUGCCUGGAAGGACGCUGCCAACGUUUACCUCCGCCGAGGUUGAGUCCCAUAACAAUGCCAAAUCCUGCUAUGUGACUCUGGGAUCUAAAGUCUACGACAUUACCUCUUUUGUCGAUGAUCAUCCUGGUGGCGGUGAUUUGAUCCUUGAGUAUGCUGGGAAAGAUGUCAAAGAAAUUCUGCGCGAUGCCGUCUCCCACGAACACUCGGAAGCGGCCUACGAUAUUCUAGAAGACAGCCUGGUUGGUUUCAUUGCCUCCGACUCGACUGGCAAAGGUGCAAGCAUAGAUGGUGUAGGAAAAUCAUCGGGCCCUGUAUAUGCCGCAACUGGAAUGUCCCGCGAAGAGGACUUGUCUGUUGAGACGGAUUACUCCAAGGAUUACCAGACGCACAAAUUCUUGGAUCUCAACAAACCUCUCCUUAUGCAGCUCUGGAACGGUGGCUUCAGCAAAGAGUUCUACUUGGAGCAGAUCCACCGCCCGCGCCAUUACAAGGGAGGAGAAUCGGCUCCUCUCUUUGGAAACUUCCUGGAGCCCCUGAGCAAGACUGCAUGGUACGUAGUUCCGAUUCUAUGGCUGCCGCCUGUUACCUACGGUACCAUGCUCGGGUUUGCCGGGCUGGGGAAUGUGUCUGCUGCAGCUGCCUACUGGGUUGGUGGCCUUUUCCUGUGGACAUUGAUCGAGUACCUUAUGCAUAGGUUUUUAUUCCAUCUUGACCGAUAUCUUCCUGAUAACCGGGUCGGCUUGACCCUCCAUUUCCUGUUACACGGCAUUCAUCACUAUCUACCUAUGGACAAAUACAGACUUGUGAUGCCACCAACGCUGUUUGUUGUCCUCGCUACACCGUUUUGGAAGCUGGCGCAUAGUGUCUUCUUCUAUAAUUGGUACGCCGCCUUGAUGGUAUUCUGUGGCGGUGUAUUCGGUUACAUAUGUUAUGACUUGACCCAUUAUUUCCUCCAUCAUCGCAAUCUUCCACUCUACUAUAAGGGGCUCAAGAAGUACCACCUUCAACAUCAUUUUGCCGACUUCGACAAUGGUUUCGGUGUCACCAGCCGGUUUUGGGACCGUAUUUUCGGUACUGAGCUUGAAACACCCGCACCUAAAGAUGUGAAGAAGCUGUGAACGCAAUCGCAUAAGGGUUUGCGUUCAUCUCAAUUAUCCUAAGUACGAAGUAAUGUCGAGGCUGAUUGCGGCCCAGUCUUUCAUUCAUGUUUGUUUCUGAAAUCAUAGGAUUUCGAAAGCUUAGUUGUUGUUCCACCCUACUCUGCUUCAUGUACAGUGAAUUCGGUCAUUUGCUAUUGCAGGACCUUGAUUCCUCCUAUACAUAUUAUGGUCAUGGUCUUUGGCGAGGCCGUUUUGUCAAAUAGUGUUUAUACGAUUGUAUAUGAUUAUAACACCUAAUACAUAAUGCGUUUACCAUGAGAGA